UGGAACCCACCAUGGCUUUCUUUGCAUUAGCGGCUGCAACGUUGCGUAAUCUUGGCACAGACUUUUACAGUUUCACAUACUGAUUACGAUCUUCAAUACAACCAAAUGUUAUCUCCUCGAUCUUAUUGAUCACGACCCUUAUUAAUCUUUAAAAAUAGAUGCACACAAAAUAUUUUAUAUUCACAUUCUAACAGUUUGAUUUGUUUUAUUCCCAGAAGUCACUGUUAAUUACUCUGAUUUUUGCACUACAACGUACCCCAUUUUCCGUGUUUUUUGAGUUUUCAAGAGUUGAACGCAGCGUAUUUUCUUUAUUGUGUGCGCAUGAGAGAUUGGCUGCACCUGCAAAUUUGUUGACGAUAUCGCUGUGUGAAAAAAGAAAGAGACAAAAAGGGUGGGAUUGUUCACAUCUGUAGUCUAUUCUUUGGGCAUUUGAUUAUACGGCCUUCGCUUUUGGGUUAUGCAUCAACACUUUAGGAAGGGUUCAGAAUUUAUAAAAAAAUCAAGUUUUGUUAUCUGUAACUGAUGUAAGAAUUUUUGAGGAUUUUCUUGAUUUUGGGUUUCUGGGUUUUUGGCCGAAUCUGUUAAGCUUAUUUUUUAGCGGUUAUUUGGGGGUUUUGAUCGUGGGCUUGCCCGUGCAAGUGUUUUGAUAAUCUGGGUUUUUCUUAUAAUUGUGCUUAGUAAGUGGAAUUGGGGCUAGUAACUUCAAGUUUUCCUUCACUGAAUUUGACUAUGAUAUAGGAAAUACGGAUUUGCAAUAUACUGGAAAUUGAUUGCUAGAUUCUGUGCAGAUUUUGUUUUUCGCCCGACCGGAACUGGUGAAAUUUGACUCCAAUUUGAAGGUUAUUAUCUUUUUCAGAUUUCUGAUGGGUUAAAUGUUCUUUUGCAUGAUCUUGGGAGGUGAUCUGAUCGUGGAUAAAUUAUGAUGAACGUUUUGAGGUGAUUUUCUGGAAUGCAAUUGAUGCUGUAGACUACGAUUUUGCCAAUUUCAUUGUGGAUUUUAGAUCGUGAAGGAUAAUGGAAUCCUACAAUUUGUUAACGCUAUGUUGGAAAUGGUGAAAUUUUAAUUAAGCUUGGAUGCUGAUGAAAUGGCAUCUCAAUCUCCACCCCCAAAUUCUCCACCUGCUGCUAUUCCACCUGCUUCCUCCAAUUCUCCACCACCUCUGCCUUCCCCUCCCAGUUCUACCCCAUCAGAACCAUCAAAUGCUCCACCACCUCAGCUCAAUUCUCCUCCCCCCACCACCACUCCAUCACCUCAAUCCUCGCCUCCAACCAAUGUUGCACCACCACCUUCAGCCUUGCCCCCGCCUCCUGCGGCUUCUCCACCGCCUACUAUAUCUUCUCCUCCUCAGCCUGCACCCUCUCCACCGCCAGCCAAUACACCGCCUACAUCUUCAAGUUCACCUCCACCUCUGCCUAACCCACCAGCUAGCUCACCACCCCCACCUGCGUCUAACCCUCCAGCUAGCUCAGCACCUCCACCAUCCAGUGCCCCUGCAAGUUCACCACCAUCUCCAUCGACUAAGCCACCGAUAAAUUCACCUCCAUCGCCAUCAUCUAUACCGUCUGCAAGUCCACCUGCGCCACCAAAGAAUGAUCUACCUCCAGGUCCUCCACCAUCAACACAAUCACCAGAAAGUUCGCCUCCACCUCCAUCUAGCCUUCCCCCUGUGAAUUCACCACCCCCACCAUUAUCUAAGCCGCCUCGAAAUUUGCCUCCUCAACCAGCAGCCAAACCACCCCAGAAGUCGCUUCUACCUCCUGCACCUAUCUCUCCUGAAAGUUCACCCCCACCGUCAGCAUUACUGACACCCCCUAAGUCUCCACCUCCAUUUCUAACGCCACCAUCUCGUUAUACUCCAGCAUCUCCCCCAUCUUCAAAUUCUCCUCAAAGGUCGCCACCAUCUCCUCCCUCUGUUGUGUCCUCACCAACAAACAACAACAAUUCCAGCGCUAAUGCUCCCAAAAGCUCUCAAUCUGCAGGUGGUGGAGGCAUUGGCACUGGAGUCACUAUAGCAAUUGUUUCAGUACUUGUCUUUCUAUUGCUAUCCAUCUUUGCAUCGGUAUGGUGGUGCAUAUGGAAGAGAAAGAAAAAGGCCUCUGGGCUUGGUGGCGUUUACAUCAUGCCAACCUCUGUUGGUUCUUCACCAAAAUCAGAUUCCACUUUAUUGAAGGUACAAAUAUCAGCACCCAUCAAUGGAAAUGGCUCUGGCAGUGGUUUUGAAAAUUCACCACGUGAGCCUGGUGCCUUGGGCAAUUCAAGGCCAUGGUUUACAUACGAAGAACUAGUUGAAGCCACUAACGGAUUUUCAGGACAGAAUCUCUUGGGUGAAGGUGGAUUUGGUUCUGUUUACAAAGGAUGUCUAGCAGAUGGUAGAUUGGUCGCAGUUAAGCAGUUAAAGAUUGAUGGGGGACAAGGGGAGCGAGAAUUCAGAUCUGAAGUCGAGAUAAUUAGUCGCAUACACCAUCGGCAUUUGGUUUCACUUGUUGGUUAUUGCAUUUCGGAGAACAGAAGGCUGCUUGUAUAUGAUUAUGUCCCAAAUAAUAGUCUUUACUUCCAUCUUCAUGGUGAAGGUAGACCUGUUAUUAGUUGGGCUACACGAGUACGGAUUGCUGUUGGUGCAGCUCGUGGAAUAGCUUACCUUCAUGAAGACUGCCAUCCCCGUAUUAUUCAUAGAGAUAUCAAGUCAUCAAACAUCCUCCUAGAUAACAACUUUGAAGCUCGGGUUUCUGAUUUCGGACUUGCUAAAUUAGCAACGGAUACAAAUACGCAUGUCACUACACGGGUUAUGGGGACCUUUGGAUACAUGGCUCCUGAAUAUGCAACAAGUGGCAAGUUGACAGAUAAGUCUGAUGUAUUUUCCUAUGGAGUUGUACUUUUAGAGCUAAUUACGGGCCGCAAGCCUGUGGAUACAUCUCAACCCGCAGGGGAGGAGAGUCUUGUAGAGUGGGCUCGACCUUUGCUUGGUCAUGCACUUGAGACGAGGGAAUUUGAGAGGUUGGCAGAUUCAAGGCUUGAAGGAAAUUAUGUUGACAGUGAAAUGUUUCGAAUGAUUGAGGCUGCUGCAGUCUGUGUGCGCCAUUCAGCUGCAAAGAGACCGAAAAUGGGACAGGUUGUGAGGGUGUUUGAUAGUAUAGCUACGUCGGACUUGACAAAUGGAAUGAAAGUGGGUGAAAGUGCAAUAUAUAACUCUGCACAACAAUCUGCAGAAAUUAGAUUGUUACGGAGGAUGGCAUUUGGUAGUCAAAACUACAGUACAGAUUUUUUCAGUCAAAAUAACUUGAGUAGUGAAGGUCAUCUGGAGAACAGUCGUUAAGAUUGAUGCAUUGAAGUUCCAGAGUUUUUUUCUCAGGUCAGCUGAAUAUAUUGAUGUAAUUGCAACACCAGCUCGACUAGGAGGUAUUUAUUUGUUUCACUGUCUGUGCAUCUGACACAACUUCAGACUUUCCAAUCCUGUAGGGUUUUAUAGAGAAUGUUUAUUUUAGCAUAUAUAAGUAUUUUUCAUUUGUUGCACCAAUUUUUCCCUGUAAGUAACAUCAAAUUUUUGUUCAGUGAUUACCAUUUUUAUAUAAGUUUUUCCAUUGAUUCCUUUUA
This is a messenger RNA of Olea europaea var. sylvestris, 3592 nucleotides long. Its product is annotated as proline-rich receptor-like protein kinase PERK9. Lineage: Eukaryota; Viridiplantae; Streptophyta; Magnoliopsida; Lamiales; Oleaceae. The record is from RefSeq and is a predicted model, not a curated record. Gene Ontology annotation, molecular function: ATP binding; protein kinase activity. The transcript is spliced from 8 exons. Bases 1086 to 3314 code for a protein of 742 amino acids. Gene Ontology annotation, biological process: protein phosphorylation.